AAAUGUCAAACCUUUUCCUAUUUGUGAGUUUGUAAAUUAUCUAGCAACCGAUGAGAUUUUUGCAUGGAAUUAAUGUGUCUCUGGUAGCGUGAACAAGAAUCGUGACCGCUCGUGAACGCCUUUGCCAAGUGUCUGGUGCACCGUGAAACCUGUUCCGACUAUGGAAUCCGACCAGCCGCCGUGUGCCACUCCGGCCGCUAAUCAGUCAGGGAAAAUCAUCUCUCUGUGUUGGAAUGCCGGGGCACUCGCCGCUUCCUACUACGAAAUAGAUCAGCUAGAGCUGUACGCCAUCCAGCAGGCAAUCGAACCACGUCCCCAGUAUGUGCUGCUUCGAGAGCUCGUCCGUCGCUACCAUCCUUUGUUCUACGUCAUCUCCGGUCCAAGCUGUUUUUUGGACGAUGGUCGUGAAAUAUUGGGCAUCCCUGUCGCCCUCUCGAAUCAUGCCGACGCAACGGACUCUGCGGCUCAAAAUACAACAACCGCUACGCAACCCGCCGCCAACGUGAAGAUCGUUGAGUAUUCCACACAAACUCAAGCAACUGCCAGAGCCCGGCUGCUGGCGCUUAAACUUCCCGGCAUGCCACCGGAAGCGGAUGAGAUCGAGUGCCGUACGUUCCUCGAAAGUAUACUACCCUUUGAGCAGGAGCUGCUAGUGCACAGUGUCGGCAAUUUGCUACUGCUUCUCGAUACCGUAGGCGACUCGGUGUCUCCAGCGCAGCUGGUGACAAAGAUCAAUCUCGUCACGCCCAGCACGCAACUCAUCAUCGAUGGGCUAACGUAUGAAGCGCUGCAGAUUUUCGACACCAGUCGCCAUCCGUCCGGGUUCAAGUCUGGCACAGAAUCGCGAGGCUUAUCCGUGUUCAGUUUGUUCAACAAAUGCUCGUCGAAGAAUGGCGAAGAGUGGCUCAGCCGGCUUAUGACGCAGCCGAUACGCGAUCGGAUGGAGCUACAGCGUCGCCACAACACCGUGCAGUGGUUGCUGGAGAAUGUUCGCUACGCGAAUCAGUUCGAUCAGUGUUUAAAGCAUCUGUCCAACGUGGGGCUACUGUACCGGAAGAUCCUGCAAGGAACCGCCCGCAAUACCGAUUGGAAGAUGUUGAAGAAGAAUCUCUACUACAUGUUCACGCUGUGCAAGCUGUGUGGCUUCACAUUGGAGGACGCAAAUACUGCGGGCACGGUCGUCCAGGAGCUGGGCCAGUACACGCGCAAUCCGGGCAACGCGCUCAAACACGUUCUCUACACGAUCGACAAGUGUUUGGAUCUGGAGAAGGGCGAAGAGGAGAACAAGGUGACGAUUCGUGCCGGGCUGGAUCCUGCCGUCGAUCGGCUGCGCGAACAGUACGACGGGUUGCGACAGAUCGUGAUGGAAUCGUCCCGACUAGGGCUGGAAACGAUGCAACUAGACAUGGCAAACAUCUGCGUUACGUAUCUGCCAUCGUACGGGUUCGUGAUCAGUACCCAGAUCGAUGAGCAGUUGCAACGGUCGGGAAUAUUCAACAAUUCCUCGUUCGAUUUAGUGUUCCAGGCGGAGAACACGGCUUACUUUCAGAUUAACCUAUGCAAAGAGUUGAACGACGAGUUCGGACAGCUGAUGGCAACGCUGAUCGAACACGAGCUUGUAGUUCAGACGCGUCUCACGACCUUCGUCGGCACCAAGUUCCCGGAGGUGAUGGGUAUAUUUAAGCAGGCAGGCAAACUGGAUGCUCUGCUGUCGUUUGCCACCGUGGCAAAGAUGCAUCGCUACGUGCGGCCAGUGAUUACCGACGCGAAAGUGUUGCAAAUCCAGGCUGGACGGCAUGUAGUGCUCGAGCACCGAAGAACGUACCGUUCGAACGAUACCAAUGUGGACGCGACGAAUAGAAACCUAGUGAACGUGAUUGCGGCCGAUGCUUCCGUUGGGAAGACGACGUACCUGAAAGAGUUGGCCAUCAUCUGCUAUCUGGCACACGUGGGUUCGUUUGUGCCGGCUGCGUACGCCAAGAUUCCCAUUCUCGAUUCGAUCUACACCCGACUCGAUCAUCCGGAAUCGAUAUUCAGCGGACGGUCCUCGUUCAUGUCGGAACUGUACCAGAUGUCGAGCCUGCUCCAGAAUGCUACCGCCAAAUCGUUGGUCUUAAUCGAUGAGUUUGGCAAGGGCACAAACUAUCUCGAGGGGAAGUCGCUGCUGGUUGGGUCGAUAGAACAUCUGCUCAACCGGGGCGCCAGCGCUCCGAUUACCUUCGUUACAACGAAGUUUACCGGAAUUGGCCAGUUUUUACCCACCGAACAUCGAUACCUUCUGGUGAAGGUACACCGGGAUGCUCGAGGAGACCGUUCUCGCAACGGCACUACCAGUGACACGUUGGACGUGACCUCGAUCGACCCCACCGAUCCAUACGAACAACUGUACGCCACUUACCAGCUGGCGUCUCGUGCCGUUGCCUUUGCCAUCAUGAAAUACCAUCAAACGGGCGGCCAGGCACCGGCCACGGAAAGCGUUCGGCUGCUGAUGGAAUCCACCCCGAUCACGAGGGUACCGGAACGGUGUCUAGAAAUUUCGCAUCACCCGUCACGAGCAGCACAUGCCGACACGGCAUCGAUGACGUUACCGGUGGAGCCUAAUGGAAAUCUUAACGAAAAACGGAACAUUUAAAUUUUUUAGCAUGCCGUUGGUAGUAGCGUGGAUGAUAGAUUUUUGGAAACCAUUCCGUGAAAGGUUCGAAUGUGACCUUUAGCACACGGCCGCACUAACCUGACGACGGACAACUGACAGCGCGCCGAUGCAAAAGGUUGUACGCAAUUGAUCGCAAGUAACGCUUCCCCAGGCGAGCAUGGCCGUCCAGUUGUUGGUGGGCAGCAUGUGUGUAUGUUGGCCACCGUGAAGUAUGGCGUCACACAAUCAAUAUCCCACCCCGAAAUGGCGCACUGAUUCUGUUUGUUUAUAAUUAAUGAUUUAUUGAUUUUCCACGUUCGCGCGCACCACACUGUUGGAUGGGCUGGAUGGAUUGUGGCGGUUGCGUGUGUUGGUGGAAAUAAUAAUUUUCAGCGUAAUGCAGGCCCACCCGUACCAUUUAUGCAAGUGCUUCAAAUAUGCCCAGGAACUGUGCUUUGAUUGAUACUGUUUCCGUUUUUCGCCUGCCUGCCAACGCUUUGUCUGGCAAGGUCACAUUCCGGCUGUGGCGAGGAUGGGCGAGUUGAAAUAUGAAUGUUGUCAUACAUUAACAAAUGAAGUAGAAUAUUAAAAUGUAUAGCUCAAGGUUCGAAAAUAUGUCCGGCUUCAGAUUUGGAAGCUCUCUCAGCUAAAAUAAAAAACCGUUAAGCAUAAAGUAAUGAGUUGUAGAUAGUCCUUUCUUAGUCGAGUCCAACACGA
This is a messenger RNA of Anopheles stephensi (Asian malaria mosquito), 3349 nucleotides long. Its product is annotated as mutS protein homolog 5-like. Gene Ontology annotation, biological process: mismatch repair; chiasma assembly. Bases 161 to 2632 code for a protein of 823 amino acids. The transcript is spliced from 3 exons. Gene Ontology annotation, cellular component: nucleus. Lineage: Eukaryota; Metazoa; Arthropoda; Insecta; Diptera; Culicidae. Gene Ontology annotation, molecular function: ATP binding; ATP-dependent DNA damage sensor activity; mismatched DNA binding. The record is from RefSeq and is a predicted model, not a curated record.